Molecule: messenger RNA, 2550 nt
Organism: Arachis stenosperma
Lineage: Eukaryota; Viridiplantae; Streptophyta; Magnoliopsida; Fabales; Fabaceae
Exons: 5
Coding region: 344-1162 (272 amino acids)
Molecular function (GO): RNA binding
Source: RefSeq, a predicted model, not a curated record
UUCAUUAUUAAGUUUCUUGUUAAGGGAAUCUUUGUUGUGGAAUCUGAGGAAACAUUGAGUAUGAAAAUCGAGUAGUGUCUUUUCUUUUCCUCGCUAGAAUGAACGAGAAUCACUAAGAGUAAGAAGAAGAAGAAGAUUGCACAGCACAUGUUUGAUGGAAAGAUUUGUUUCCCUUCGUUGGUUGAUUUGAUAUCAUUGAAUUUGUUUCGCUGUUUAUACUUUACAACCAACCAAACGGCUAUUCUGACUUUUUCAUCAUUUUUCCAGUCUGGGUUUUUUUUUUUUCUGGGAAUCCUAAGUGUUGUUUAGUACUUGAGGUGAUUUUGUGAAGUGAAUUCAUCACAUGUCACGGCCGAGGCAGAACAAGAUGUUGAUGAAUCCAAACACUGCCAAACAUGUAAUUGGUGACACAACCUAUACCAAGAUCUUUGUUGGAGGCUUAGCUUGGGAAACAAAAAGAGACACUCUGAAACGUUAUUUUGAUCAGUUUGGAGAGAUCUUAGAAGCUGUUGUCAUCACUGACAGAAACUCUGGAAGAUCAAAAGGAUACGGCUUUGUAACAUUCAAGGACCCAAAUUCUGCAAUAAGGGCUUGUCAGAAUCCAUAUCCUGUGAUAGAUGGAAGGAGGGCUAAUUGUAAUCUUGCAUCUCUUGGUGCACAAAAAAUUGAUCCAUCAUCUAUGACAGCUACUAGACAAAAAUUCAGUAGCCCUUCUUGGAAUACAGCACCAAUUCCAGUUCAUCAAGGAACCUCCACUUAUUAUAAUCAGCAUAUUCCACAGUAUACAUUUCCUUAUCCACCCUACAGGUAUCCAGGUUACCCACCCCAACAGGAAGUAUAUGAAAUGCAGAAUUACUAUAAUGCAUAUGGUGGACAACACUUUCCAUUUCGUUGGUUACCAGCAUAUUACCAACCAAUUUAUGGGCUAAGUAGGCAUCAAUUUGUUCCAACAACAGCUUAUGUGAAAAAGACACAAUUCCCUGAUAUGUCACCUCAGGAGUUCACACCUACUGUUGCUUCAUCAGAACCUAUUUCAGCUUCUUCAUCAAUUUCUACCACUGGUUUAGUAUCCAACUGUGCCAUAAUUCUGUUUUAUUGCACAAACCUAUAUACGUUGCACAAAUACUUCAAUAAUUUUAGUCACAUAUAUAUGCGGCAUUAGCUACUACUUUAAACUUCUUUAAUUUCUUGAAGGUUACGGGUUCAAGCGGUAAAAACAGCCACUGAUAUAAUUGUCAGGUUAGGCUACGGAUAUUACACCCUUUAGGUGCAGCCUUUUCCCAAACCCUGCGUUAACCCAAGAUGCUUCUGCAUUGGGCUACCCUUAUAUUUGCAUAUAUUACCGCAUUAUGUUUAAUUUAAUAGUAGUUGUAUUUGUGCAAACAUAGGUACAAACAAAUUUUCCAAAAUUUUACUAGAUUCUAAGUUGAUUGUGCACACUGAAUUUUGAAGCAGGAUUAAUAACAGGAACUGUAGAUGCAGGAGGAGAAGGAAGAGUACUAGGAUCACAACAAGAACAGAAAUCAUCAUCUUCAGGUUAAGUUUUCAUGAUGAGAUUCUAUGAACUGACCAGAACCAAAAAGCAAAACGACACUGCUCAAUAAACCAGAAAGCUGCAAAGACAUCACAUGACCAAUGAAGGAGGGUGGUUUAACCAAAAAAGAUGCCAUAACAAGCAAAAUAACGUUCUGAGAUAAUUUUUCAUCCAUGGAACAGGUGAUCUUAGAGGCCAGUUACUGAUGAAAUUAUGAAAUCAUGGAUUUGUUUUGAUGUCUUUAAUUUUUUUUAACUUUGAUAAUUAUGAUGCACAGUAUUCAUUCAUCAGCAUUUGUCGUUUUUCCAAUUUUCGUUUUUUUUUUCCAACAUGGGAAUCCUGCUAGGCUAUUUAUAUAGAUUAAAAAAGAAAACUAGAUGUUCGCUUAUUUGUUAUAAUUACUUUUAUUCAGAAAUUAUUUUUGAACAUCUAAAUUUUUUUUUCUCUACCCUCCUACUCUGUAAUUUACUAAUUUUAGUGUGACCGGUUCAUUAUUAAUAUCCAGAUUUUCACACACAAAUUGUGUUUAAGUGUUUGUAAAGAACACACCUACUUUAAAGUGUAUAAAUAUUAUAUUUCUUUUUGGGUUAGCUGAACUAAACUUGAAGUAGUAAUAUCAGCAAUUUUGUCCUUUCUUCCUUAACAAUUUUAUCUCUUUAUAGGAGACGUGUAACCAAGUUUUAGGAUCAAGUCCAUUUAAAAUUGAUAUCAAAGAUUGACCAUUAUUUUGAAAAUCCAACAAUUGCAUCUAACCGCAGAGAAAUUCGAAGGGACCAGAUAUGAAUUGAAUAGGAUCAUCUCUUUUGGCAAGCUAAAAUAAUUUUUAAAAAUUAAAAAAGGUUAUUUAUUUUGUAUUUUGUAAGAGAAAUUAUUUAUUUGUUGCGUAUCAUUUUUAUUUUUGGUGCGCUUAUAGGGGGGGAUCUCAAACUUCAAAAAUAUCGCUUCUAAUUAGUCGCGAUAAGAUUAUAAGAUCACCUUGACCCAAAAAAAAAAAGAUUAUAAGAUCACGAGAAAAA